AUGUUGGAGGUGCAGACAACGGAGCCCGGCCCCAGCACGAUGGCCAAGGGUCUGUCGGCCAAGAAGUUCACCAAACUGGAAGUGAGUCCACGGAGACGAUCCCAUGAUGUCGCAAGUGCCUACAUUACUCGGCCCCAGUCCAAGUCUCAUCGAAGGGUAAUUAAGUUUUCAUCAUAAUGACAGCUUUACUUUAUCAUUUGUAUGUCAUCGUUUCGGUUCGAAAAUAAGUUUUUAGUACAAUUAGAGUUGUGUUAGUACUAAUUAGGAGGAACGUAAACUCAAAAAUGAAAAAGCUGACAAAACAUAGGGAAAAACACGAUUCUACUGACUUUUCGACCAAAAAAGCAUUUUUUAAUGCAAAAAAGAUGUACGGCCAAAUUGAAUUUCAUGCCAGCUUUGUUUACAGCGUAAUAAUAUUGUUUACUGUGCAACGAUGCAUUUACAGGGUACGAUGCACGCGGUUCAAGCCUCCAAAAACAGCUUCAACAGUAUCAGUUUCGGCUACGCGGCGAGUAUCCAAGCCGUUCGAGUAGAAACCCACGCCAGCGUGUCAGUAUCAGAUGAGGAAGGCUCGUCGUACAACGACGACCAACCCUCCACUUCAGUUACAGAAUCCGAUCAGACGUACCGUGAAGGCGAGUUCUUUGCUCGCAUGCCGAACAAGGUGAUCGUGCCAUUGUCGUGCGAAUGUCUAAGCGGCCGAGAAGCCGAUGUGUUUCUGGAGGCAUUGGGCGACAAGAACCGGGACAAGAUCCAGAAGUAUCUGGAGAAAGAGGAGCCAGACAUCGGCGAGUAUCACAUCUGGAUCCGGAACGACGACACUUCACAAGUCAGUUUGUUUACUAUUAAUAUGCGGGAGAUGCAUUACUCCGUAAUAGGAUGAUAGAUUAGACAGGAAAGAUAGUAUUAGGAUGUUAUUUUGUAAUGUAGAAUGUCACGUAGUAGUGAGAUGAUAUGUUGUGAAACAGACACAGUAAUAUUGAGUUGUAGAGACAAUAAUAUAAUGUUAUAGUAAGGUUAAGUGAACUGUUUUUAUUAUAUUAUAUGAAAACUAAUUGACACCAAGUUAAUGCUAUGUUGUGCAGAAGAUAUCCCAGUAAUACGAUGACACUUUACUGAGUAGCAAACUGUUUUUGCGUAGUGAUAAUUGAACUUGGAAAGCCAAGGAGCAGGGAUAAAAUUUAAUUCCUUUUAAAGUAACUCGAGGCAGUAAAAAUAGUAAAAUGAUUACCUAAAUGUCAUUAACUGUUCUUUGUGUAAUCGUAUUUCGCAAAUUGUUUUAUCUUCUGAUUUCUGAAGGCAUAAUGCCAUUGUAUUCAAAUUAGCAAAGAGUACAACCAACAUAUGCAAUUACAAAACUGAAACCAAUGACAAUAGAGGGAUGCAAUAACAGUAUGUAGUGAUUUUGUCUCCUUUUGUAUAUUUGGCUUUGUUACACUUUUUGUAAAGGUAACUGUUACAUAGUUGAGAUGAAAAGCCAAACUUCUUUUUGAAUUCUGAUAUUAUUUCUUAAAGUUUUUACUACUACUGCUUAAAUAAGACCUUUCGAAACAUUUAAAUGCCACGAGACGAUAAUUGUGAUGUUGUUAUAGUGCAUAUUUAAGCAACUGUUUACAUUAUUUUUGAAUUGAAAACAAUCCCAGACGGAAAAUUAUAAUUACUUUGUCCUUUCAUAUACCCAACACAUAGGAAGAAAUUAGGCCAUAUAUCACCUGACUAACUCACACACAUACUACAAUAUACUUAAAAAUAUCUCAUACACAGACAAAAAAUUAAUUUGUAGUAAUGAUUACUGUACUGCAAGGCACAACUUAACCAAAAAAUAUUAAUAUUAUCAAAAAACUUAUGUACGGUACUGUGUUAUACUAUAGCAAACUAAAAUGCCACUAGCUACAUACAAUAACAUGUCUCAUCCAUGUGUCCAUUACAGGUAACCGUGGUCAGCAUCAAAGCCCUCGAGAACCACUUCAGAAGCGAGAGAGUGAAGCGUGUCAAAUGGCGGCACAUGUCCUUGGACAAGGCCAGUAUCUACAGGUACUCGGUGCCAGUCAUCACGACCAAGUUCCGGCUCCGUAUAGUACACUUUCUCUCGCGCAACUACAGGUGCUGUAUCCUGUGUGUGUGGUGCUUCGUCAUCUUCUUCAUCAGUAUCGGCAUCGUACUGACAGUAAUAGUGGGCUCUACCCCCAUCGCUCGUCCUUACAAUGAGUCCGUCCCUUACAGUACUACUCAUCGGCCCCAUCUCAACGAGAAUCGACUACUAAACGCAGCCAAGAACGGCGGAAUGCCAGCUCACGGCUGA
Molecule: messenger RNA, 2302 nt
Organism: Bursaphelenchus okinawaensis
Lineage: Eukaryota; Metazoa; Nematoda; Chromadorea; Rhabditida; Aphelenchoididae
Source: the annotation of a GenBank genome assembly